Ustilaginoidea virens is the source of this 2538-nucleotide messenger RNA. RefSeq lists its product as uncharacterized. Gene Ontology annotation, cellular component: mitochondrion. NCBI's taxonomy places the organism in Eukaryota, Fungi, Ascomycota, Sordariomycetes, Hypocreales, Clavicipitaceae. The transcript has a single exon. The record is from RefSeq and is a predicted model, not a curated record. Bases 1 to 2538 code for a protein of 845 amino acids. Gene Ontology annotation, molecular function: protein binding; oxidoreductase activity.
AUGACGGAGCCGUCGGAGCCGUCGGAGCCGUUGGCGCCGUCGGCGCAACGGCGCGUCGUCAUAAUCGGCGCGGGCAUAGUCGGGGUAAAUCUGGCGGAUGAGCUGAUCGCGCGCGGAUGGGCCGACAUCACCGUCGUGGACCAGGGUCCUCUCCCCAUGCCGGGCGGAUCCACGUCCCACGCGCCUGGGCUCGUGUUCCAGACCAAUGCGUCGAGGACAAUGACCCUCUUUGCCAGGUACACCGUCGAGAAGCUGUCGUCUCUGGCGAAAGACGGCGUGCCCUGCUUCAACCGCGUCGGGGGGCUGGAGCUGGCCACCACGCCCGAACGGAUGGAGGAGCUGAAGCGCAAGCGUGGCUAUGCGCUCUCGUGGGGGGUCGACGCGCGGCUCCUCACGGCCGACGAGUGUCUCGACACGUAUCCUCUGGUGAACAGGGCCCUGGUUGUCGGGGGCCUGCAUAUCCCGAGCGACGGGCUGGCGCUGGCCGCGCAGGCCGUCGAGGUGCUCGUCGACAAGACGCAGCGAGCGGGGGUCAAGUACCUCGCCUCGACGCGGGUGACGGGCAUCGAGCGCGAGCGGGGUCGCGUCACGGGCGUCGCGGCGGGGGACGCCGUCAUCCCCGCGGACGUGGUCGUUUGCUGCGCCGGGUUCUGGGGUGCCGAGGUUGGCGCCAUGGCCGGGGUGGCGGUGCCGCUGCUGCCCAUGGCGCACCAGUACGUCAGGACGACGCCCGUGCCGGCUCGCAGGGACCUCGCGAGCCACGCGCCUGCGCCAAACGGCGCGGCGACGCUGCCGAUCCUCCGGUACCAGGACCAGGACCUGUACUACCGCGAGCACGGGGACCGGAUCGGGAUAGGGUACUACGGGCACAGGCCCAUGCCGGUGGCGGCGUCGUCGCUGGGCGCGACGCCCGGCAACCGCCACGUCGACGAGGCCAGCAUGCCGUCGCGGCUGGACUUUACCCCGGACGACUUCCGCCCGGCGUGGGAGCUGAGCCAGGAACUGCUGCCGGCGCUGGGCGAGGCCGCCGUCGCGGACGGCUUCAACGGCGUCUUCUCCUUCACGCCGGACGGGAACCCGCUGGUCGGCCGGGCGCCCGGCCUGGAUGGGUUCUACCUCGCCGAGGCCGUGUGGGUGACGCACUCGGCCGGCGUGGCGCGCGCCCUGGCCGAGGUGCUCACGACGGGCAAGUCCCGCGUCGACCUGGCCGAGUGCGACAUCUGCCGCUUCGAGCAGGUCCAGCUCACGCCCGAGUACGUGCGGGAGACGUCGCAGCAGAGCUUUGCCGAGGUGUACGACAUUGUGCACCCGCUGCAGCCGAGGAUCGCGCCGCGCAACCUGCGCGUCAGCCCGUUCCACGCCCGCCAGGUCGAGCUGGGCGCCUUCUUCCUCGAGGCGGGCGCGUGGGAGCGGCCGCAGUGGUUCGAGGCCAACCGCGCGCUGCUGCGCGAGCUGCCCCCGGAGUGGCGGCCGGCCGAGCGGGACGGCUGGUCGGGCCGGUACUGGUCGCCCGUCGCGGCGGCCGAGGCGUGGAAGACGCGCACGUCGGCGGCCAUGUACGACAUGACGCCGCUGCGCCGGCUGGAGGUCGCCGGGCCGGGGGCGGUCGGCUUGCUGGACCGGCUGACCACGGGCAACGUGGCGCGCAAGCCCGGCGCGGUGACGUACACGCUGCUGCUGGACGAGCGGGGCGGCGUGCGGAGCGACGUCACCGUGGCCCGGCUGCAGGCCGACCUGUUCCAGGUGGGCGUCAACGGCCCCGCCGACGCGGCCUACCUGGCGCGCGAGGCGCGCGAGGCGAGCGCCGCCCAGGCGCCCGUGCAGGUGCGCGACGUCACCGGCGGGACGUGCUGCGUCGGGCUGUGGGGCCCGCGGGCGCGCGACGUCAUGGCCGGCGCCUCCGCCGACGACUUCUCGGACGAGGGGCUCGGGUACUUCCGCGCCAGGCGGGCCAGCGUCGGCGGCGUGCCCGUGACGGCGCUGCGGCUCUCGUACGUCGGCGAGCUCGGCUGGGAGCUGUACGCCAGCGCCGACAACGGGCUGCGCCUGUGGGACGCCCUCUGGGAGGCCGGCCGGCCGCACGGCGUCGUCGCCGCCGGCCGCAGCGCCUUCAACUCGCUGCGGCUGGAGAAGGGGUUCCGCGCCUGGGGCGCCGACGUGACGACCGAGCACGACCCCUACGAGGCGGGGCUGGGCUUCGCCGUCAAGCUCGACAAGAAGACGGCCUUUGUCGGGCGGCCGGCCGCGGCGGCGCGCGCGGCGGCCCCCGCGGCCCGGCUCCUGCGCUGCCUGACCGUCGACGACGGCAGGUCCAUGGUCAUGGGGAAGGAGCCCGUGCUUGUGGACGGCGAGCCGGCGGGGUACGUGACCAGCGCGGCGUUUGGCCACACCGUCGGCAAGCCGGUCGCGUACGCGUACCUGCCUGCCUGUGUCGGGGUCGGCGACGCCGUCGAGCUGGAGUACUUUGGGAAGAGGAUCGCGGCGACGGUGGCGGCGGAGCCCUUGUACGAUGCCGAGAUGCGGCGGGUGCGGGGGUAG